Messenger RNA from Myotis daubentonii (Daubenton's bat), 1002 nucleotides. It is a transcript of the gene ADIG, whose product is annotated as adipogenin. Gene Ontology annotation, cellular component: lipid droplet; cytoplasm; nucleus. The record is from RefSeq and is a predicted model, not a curated record. Gene Ontology annotation, biological process: brown fat cell differentiation; white fat cell differentiation. NCBI's taxonomy places the organism in Eukaryota, Metazoa, Chordata, Mammalia, Chiroptera, Vespertilionidae.
AUCAGGGACCUAGCUGGCUCCUAGAGGAUUCUGUGACCUCCAAUAUAUGAACACCCACCUGCGGGCAGUGCUUAUCCCAGCAUUUGCUUUUCUAACUUUUAGCAGCUUGGUGAGGAAAGAAUUAUUCCCAUCCUACAAGAGGAUCCCGGAGGUGGCACAUGAACCCAACAGCAACUUAGCAGGGAAUCAAACCCAGGCCUGCCCGGGCUUACUCUCACUGCCCCGGCUCCUGACCAUUCAUCCAAAUAGCUCUCCCUUCCCUGAAGGACACUGUAACUUCCUUGUUGCGUCACCAGCUCAGUCACAAUUGGUUUGAGAGCAGAGCGUGGCCCAGCCUACCAGAUCCCCAGGGCAGCCCUGCCAGCCCAGCUCAGGCUGGCCCGGUUUGGCCUCACACGCACCAUGAAGUACCCUCUGGUGCCGCUGAUGAACGACCUCACGUUCUCUUUCCUGGUGUUCUGGCUCGGCCUGCCCGUGGCCUUGCUGUUGUUCUUAUUGAUCGUCUGGUUUCGCUUCUUACUUAGCCAAGAUUCAGAGGAAAAUGAGUCGGAUUUGUGCUUUGACUGGGAGCCAUGGAGCAAAGGCCCAGCCGAGUGGGACAGUACGCUCCAGAGCCAAGAGGAGGAGAGGCCCGGCCAGUGAGCCAGUUCUGCCAGACCCAACCUGCCAGUUGCUCCCAGCUUGGUUUUCCUGGAGUCCGCUGGGCAGUGGCAAUGGCCGAAGUGGAUGGGAGAGACUCGCCAAGGAGGGGAGAGGACUUCAGCGACUGAGGCGCUUUUCUGGGACGCCCACCUCAUUCGCUCCAAAGUCUCCGGAGGACCCCCAGGUCUCGGGGAAGAGCCCGCAGCUGUGAAGACGGUAUAAGCAGUCAAACGGGGGAAGUUGGCCAAAUGAAUUGAGAAGAGGUCCUCGGGCAGGGCUGGGCCUGAGCGUGUGGGUCCAUAUUAAAGGCAACAGGGGCUGCCUGAGCUCAGGAGACCCUGAUGCGCGUUCUGGGCCUGA